CAUCGUGCAAGAAAGCUUUUUAAUGCGUUUCGAGCUUGCAUAGUGUAUCGGUAGAACAAAAGAGUGAAGAUAUACCAAAGCAGAGAGCGGAUGUCUGAUUACUCAGGUGAUGAGAUAUAUCGGGGUUGGAUUUCCAACCUCGAACAUAGGGUCAGAGUUUUUCUGGCCCUAAGAGGCGAAUGACCUAAAGGUUAAAGCUUCUAUGAUCGAAACAAAAGAAUGUUUAACACUCUUUCACACCCUAUCGGGAAGAUGUCGGCUCGAAAAUGCCUUGUUUGAUAUUCCUUCGCUCUGUUUCUCUAGCGAUGCAUAAUGUAAACAUAAAGCUUUUUUUUAUGUCGACGCGGUUGAUGCAAAUGGUGCAGAAUUGUCCGAUGACGGGCCGAUUGAAGCGCUACGAUCGGCCCUAUAUCGUGCUCAAUCGGUCCGAUAAUCGGACCGAUGAUCGGACUUAUGCGGGUCUACAAAUUUCACUGGGUAUAGUCACUCAUUUUCGGUGACGUUUGAAAAUUUCACUCGCGAUUCGGGCUUCUGAACAAAAUGGGAAAUCAAGUCUCUGCUGAGCCUGGUCUCAAAGCGGAGCUGGAAGCGGCGUGCAAAGAAUGCGAUGGCAUCCACAUGCGUCUGCGGACGCAGAACGCCCAAAUGGACGCACUAAGACUGAAAUAUUCCGAGCGAGAGGAUGAGCUAAAUCUUAAGUACCAGAACUUAGAAGUAGAGCUGUUAGAGGUAAACGAAAAACUGAAGGAGGUACGCCAGUUGGCCCAUGAGCUGAACAGUCAGCUGCUUGAUGCCAAAUCAGAGGCGCAAAAACUGCAGGAAGAACGUGAUAAGCUGCUUGAGGAACGGGCCGAGGAACAGAAAAUCAUUACGGAGGCCCUGGAAAUUGCUUUGAAGGAAAGAACACAGGUAGAGGUGAAAUGGAAGAAUGAUUUCGAGCGGUUACGUACCGUGCAUUCCGACCGGGAGGAACAUCUGAUGGAGGAUUGUGAGUGGAAGAUUCGGUCGAUGCAGAAACAUUGCAAGGAAAAGUUGGAGGCCGCCGAGCGAGAGCGCGUGUUAGCACUGGACAAAGCAGUUCGUUCGGAACAGGACGCGAAAAAACAUUUAGAAGAGGUUAAACAUCUGCGAUCGUAUGAGACAGAGGUUUCACAGCUGCGAGGACUAACCUUCGACCAAAAGGAAGCCAUCACAGCCAUGAGUCGACAGGUUGACAAAUUGAAGGCAGAGCUUGAGAUCGCGAACAGUAAAUUAGAAGCCGAACUUGUGAAAGUUCAACAAAUCAAAAGUCGCUGUGAAUAUCAACUGUGUGAAAAAGAACGGGAGGCUCUAAAUCGAAUUGAGAUUGCCCGCGGUGAGAUUGCCAUGCAGUGGGAAGAUCGGCUACUUCAGGAAAUGAGUCGGUUGAAGUUCGAGCUAGAGCAAAUGCACAUGGAGGAACGAUUAUCCGCGAUCGCGAAACUCAAAAAGGAAGCCCUGGAAGAGACAGAAGCGCUUACCCACAAAUUCACUACACGCGAGAAACAACUGAAGGAUGAGAUCGAUUCGCUUAAGGCGAAACUGAAAAAGCAGAAACAAGCGAUGGACGAUGCACAAACGGAAGCGGAUUCAAAACUUAUGCAGUCGCGAAUGUUUGUAGAACGAGCGGAACGCGAACAUGAGGCAAUUCUUGACAAAGAAGUGUCUAAAAGGGAUCAAAUUAUUGAAAGUCUGAAAGAACAGUACGAGAAGGAAAAACAGGUCAUGGAACAGCAUUUUAGCUUAAGGAUACAACAGGUACAGGAGGAAUUCGCUCGUGAACUAUCGGACACUACGGAGCUGCUGAAGUUGACCCACAAAAAGGAACUGGAACAACAAUGGAAACAAUUGGUACAUGAGAAGGAAGAAGCGCUGCAGUUGAUGGAAUCCCGACAACGAACCCGCAUGGAGGAAGCUGAAAAUAAAAUCAGAGAGCUAACGGUCGGCCAUCAACGGCAGCUCAAGGACCUUCAGGAAGAGCACCAGUACGAGGUUAGCAGGUUGGAAACGCGUGACAUGAAAAACGCACAAGAAAUCACGACCCUACACAAAAAAUGUCGAUGUCUAACGAAUCUUUUCGAGGAAAUGCGAAUGCGAUACGAACGUCGUGAGCCUCGCCGGGAAGAUCUGCAACAAAUUGAGGAGCUGAAAAGUGUGAUUGAGUCACAGGAUCACGAUUUGCGAUUACUGACGGAGCGACUUCGAGAGAUGCAGCUGCAGGAGGAGAAAAUGCUGCUCCAGCAACAGCUGAUGAAUCCUCCACAGCCUCCACGAAGAGCUAAGAAUCGAGGGAAACAGAAUCAAAUCAAUGACCUGCCGGUAUCCGAAGAACAACAGCAAUAUCCACAGGAACAGCAACCGGUAGCAAGCUCAGUUGCCAUUGUUUGUGACGGUAUCUAUGAAGAGAAUGAAGCUGAUUUAAUGAAAGAAGAAGAAGAAGAAAAUCAAGAAAAAGACGAACAAAAUCAAAUACUUGUAGUCGAUAUACCAGAAUCGGCCAUUCAAACCGAAACAACUUUAAUUCAAUCAACCGAACCUUUGAUUAUCGAUAAUUUACCACAAGAAUUAGUUCCACUCUCGGAAAAUGGAACAGCUCCUGAACUCUUAACUGGCUCAAGUUCGACUCUAUUGGAAAUUCAAAUAAUAGAAAGUGAACAACUACCCGAGUCGCGAACGGAAAAAAUGGUUCCCAUACCCACACCGAUGAUCGUCAUUACCGCAGAUCCUUCAACAGACGCUGACGAAGAUGUGUCGGUUUGUACCGUUGUCGAGCUUCCGUCGCAACCAACAGAUGAUCUACCUCCUGCAGUAACUGGACGCCUAGAUGUAGUGGAAUCGCAGCAGGACGUACAACAAAUAAUGCCAGAGACGAAUGUACCGGAUGUCAUAGCGGAAGCUGCCUCUUCUAUUGUUGAUGAGGUUUUGACUGAAGCCGUUGAUGUCAUUGUGUGUAAUCCUGGUCCAAGGUCCUCAUCGACGUAAUGGCAAGUAGGCAUAGGCUUGCUAGAUGAUUGUUUGGAAGUACAUGUGCUCACUGCUUCAUUUUAUGAUCUAUAUUCGCUAGUAAUAGUACUGUUGGUAUUUUUAUUUAGUAUUUGAAAUAAACAUCUACUUCAGUUGGUUUAUUGAAGAAAAAUU
Malaya genurostris is the source of this 3156-nucleotide messenger RNA. RefSeq names its product RB1-inducible coiled-coil protein 1. The transcript is spliced from 9 exons. Lineage: Eukaryota; Metazoa; Arthropoda; Insecta; Diptera; Culicidae. The coding region runs from base 541 to 3000 and encodes 819 amino acids. The record is from RefSeq and is a predicted model, not a curated record.